This is a messenger RNA of Cyprinus carpio (common carp), 1126 nucleotides long. RefSeq lists its product as uncharacterized. The record is from RefSeq and is a predicted model, not a curated record. NCBI's taxonomy places the organism in Eukaryota, Metazoa, Chordata, Actinopteri, Cypriniformes, Cyprinidae.
CAGUAGAUUCAUCUUAACUGUUGUGGAGAGAGAAAGAGAUUUCAUUCUGAAGUGUUUUAAUCACGACAACAUGAAGAUCAUUCAGCUUCAACUCUAUGUAUUUAUCUGUUGUCAAGUUGCAGUUUCAGAUCUACUGACUGAUCUGGGAUCAAAUGUGAUCAUAAACUGUGAUCUUGAUGAAAAUGAGGUUUAUUGGAUUUUACUGAAAACAGCAGAUCCUCCGACAGUGAUUCUACUAUCAUUCCCAACCCCCAAACCACCUUUUUACCCUAAUAAAACAUUCAGAAACAAAUAUUCAGUGCAGUUUAAACAUCGUCUGGUUAUUGAUUAUGUGACUGCUGAUGAAUUAGGAGUUUAUUACUGUAUGAGCACAGAAACACCUCCAAAACUCAGCAACAGCACCAGAAUAUACUUCAAUGAAUCAGCUCAACUGACUGAGCGUCACAGUCAUACAGUGCUGGAGUUUACUGAUCAGGAUCAAACACAAUGGCAGAUUAUUAUCAUCAUCAUAUCUGGCCUGAUGAAUGGACUUCUGUUCAUUGCACUGAUCGUUUUUGCCACUGGAAAAACACAACGGCUGGAAAAACACUUUUAUAAUGCUGAUGUACAGUGGACACAAGUUGUAUAUAAAUUAUAAGACCCUAACCGAUUAGUAUCACAAUAAGGUAAAUGUAUGUGAAAUCACCAAAACCCAUGAGUUUUGUGAUUAUAUAACAUGCUCUUAAAUAUCAUGUGGUUUAUUGUGUGCUUAAUGUAACUUAAGUCAAGAAAUGUAUUGCAGGAGUAUAAUAGACUGAAGCUGUGUGUUACUCUUUAAGUAAAAAGCUUUCUUUUAAACUAAUUUAGAAAGUUGAUUUGUAUAGACCAGGAAAAAGAUACAGUUUAGCUGCUCUUAUGAUGAUUGUAUGAACAGACAUGUAUUAAACAUCAUCAUCACAUUCAUUGGUAAAUGGUCCUUCUGUUUUCAAGUCUGCUGUGAAGACCUGCUUCAUUUAAAAUGUGUUUCUAUCUAACAAUAAACUGACUUUCUGUCUUAAGUCUGCUGUUCUAUGGUGAAUGUUCAUUAUAAAUUAUUAUUGAUUUUUAUAUAUAUUCCAAAUAAAAUAUGUAGAUGUAUUUAGUAAUU